UUUUUUUUCCCCAACGUAGGAGAAGAAAUGCCGGCAUCCUGCCCAGUCUGGAGGAUUUGCUUUUCUACACAGUCGCCGAAGGUCAAGAAACUAUUCCGGUGCAUAAAUUCCUCACGGCUCUUAAAACCACAGGACUUCGCACUGGAGAUCCCAGACUCAAGGAAUGUAUGGAAACACUCAAAGAAACCUUAAAGACCACUCCGGACGGCGUCACGUUGGACAGGCACCAGUUCAAGAAGUGUGUCCAGAGCAACAUUGUCCUGCUCACGCAGGCCUUCCGCAAGAAGUUCGUCAUCCCCGACUUCCAGUCCUUCUCUUCCCGCAUUGAUGAGCUAUACGAGAGUGCCAAAUCGCUCUCUGAAGGGCAGGUCGCCGACUACAUUCCUCAACUGGCCAAGUUCAGUCCGGACAUGUGGGCCGUCUCUCUGUGCACAGUGGAUGGCCAGAGGCACACAGUGGGCGACACCAAGGUGCCCUUCUGUCUGCAGUCAUGCGUCAAGCCUCUCAAGUACGCCGUCGCCGUGCACGACCACGGCACCGAGUAUGUGCACAGUUUCAUCGGGAAGGAGCCCAGCGGGCUGCGCUUUAACAAGCUCUUUCUGGAUGAAGACGAUAAGCCCCACAAUCCCAUGGUGAACGCUGGCGCUAUUGUUUGUACUUCCCUGAUAAAGCAAGGUGAAGGUAACGCGGAAAAAUUUGACUAUGUCAUGAACUUCUUGAAGGACAUGGCGGGAAACGAGUAUGUCGGUUUCAGCAACGCCACAUUCCAGUCUGAGCGCGAGUCAGGAGACAGGAACUUUGCCAUCGGCUACUACUUGAAAGAAAAAAAGUGUUUUCCUGAGGGGACAGACAUGACGUCUGUGCUGGACCUCUACUUUCAGCUGUGCUCCAUCGAGGUGAACUGCGAGAGCGCCAGCGUGAUGGCCGCCACGCUGGCCAACGGCGGCAUCUGCCCCAUCUCGGGCGAGCGCGUUCUCAGCCCCGAGGCCGUCAGGGACACCCUGAGCCUCAUGCACUCCUGCGGCAUGUACGAUUUCUCCGGACAGUUUGCCUUUCAUGUGGGUCUGCCGGCCAAGUCGGGCGUGUCGGGGGGCAUCCUGCUGGUGGUGCCCAACGUGAUGGGCAUUAUGUGCUGGUCGCCGCCCUUGGACAAACUCGGCAACUCGGUCAGAGGGAUUCAGUUCUGCACGGACCUGGUGGAACUUUUUAAUUUCCACAACUACGACAACUUGAGGCACUUUGCAAAGAAGCUCGAUCCUCGCCGGGAGGGAGGAGAACAGCGGGUCAAGUCUGUCAUUAACUUGCUGUUUGCCGCCUACACAGGAGACGUCUCUGCACUGAGGAGGUUUGCCUUGUCGUCCAUGGACAUGGAGCAGAGGGACUACGACUCCAGAACGGCCUUGCACGUAGCUGCGGCUGAGGGUCACACGGAGGUGGCGCGUUUCCUGCUGGAGGCCUGUAAGGUCAACCCGGUCCCCAGAGACAGGUGGGGGAACACGCCGAUGGACGAGGCCGUGCACUUCGGCCACCACGAUGUGGUGGCCAUCUUGCAGCCGCACGCCGACAAACAUCGGGCGGCCGACGCCUCGGGCGACGCCGAGAGCGCAGAGAAGAGCUUGGACAGUCUGCUGUAGAAGCGGCCGCCACUGCCGCCGCCGCCGUCGUCUUUUGUAUCCCCAUCGGAUCUUCAGUCUGAAAAGUCGCGCUUCGAACCCCAAUAGCUUCGUUUAUCAUCUCGAAUUAUCUCAGUGGAAAUUGCUCUCUCUGUGUUCUUUGGGGAGUCUUGUGCAUUCUCUGAUUGUGGCCGUUGCCGUGCGUGGAAAUGGAACCGUGCCCGAAAUUGUUGUCGCGCUGAAUAUUUGCCGAGAGCGUUUCUUGGACUUCUGCCGUUGGACGAGCGCAACCGCCUGUCUCCGUUUUUAGAGUGUUCAAACUAUUUAUCAACUCACACGAAGAUGAAUGUAUUUGAAGCAGAUUUUUCGGGAUGACCCGAAGAGCUCUUUUCCAAAAUGCCCAAAAUAAAUAUAUAAAUACACACACACACACACA
Hippocampus comes (tiger tail seahorse) is the source of this 2049-nucleotide messenger RNA. RefSeq names its product glutaminase kidney isoform, mitochondrial-like. Gene Ontology annotation, molecular function: glutaminase activity; protein binding. The transcript has 17 exons. The coding region runs from base 168 to 1634 and encodes 488 amino acids. The record is from RefSeq and is a predicted model, not a curated record. Gene Ontology annotation, biological process: L-glutamine catabolic process. NCBI's taxonomy places the organism in Eukaryota, Metazoa, Chordata, Actinopteri, Syngnathiformes, Syngnathidae.